This is a messenger RNA of Prosopis cineraria, 1642 nucleotides long. RefSeq names its product probable protein phosphatase 2C 60. NCBI's taxonomy places the organism in Eukaryota, Viridiplantae, Streptophyta, Magnoliopsida, Fabales, Fabaceae. Gene Ontology annotation, biological process: protein dephosphorylation. The record is from RefSeq and is a predicted model, not a curated record. The transcript has 11 exons. Gene Ontology annotation, molecular function: cation binding; protein serine/threonine phosphatase activity. The coding region runs from base 396 to 1454 and encodes 352 amino acids.
AUGAUUCAUGAACGGGAUGAGAACAAAGUCGGAAGGAGCGGGAUAGAGGGAGUCAAGGCAUGAGAGCAUCGUCGUCUGCCACGAGCACUCACCCGGAAAUUCACGAAGUCCAAUCCCAGUCCCUUUUUCUGCGCAGUCCUCUCUUUUUCUUAGUAGCGCUUGGCGUUUUGUUUCCCCUUUCAUUCUAUCUUUUUUUCCCCCUUUUUAUCCAAAGCCGUCGUUUUCUCUAGCUCCUUACUGUCUAUCAUUCACUUCCCCCCUCUCUUCUCCAAGAAAAAAAUAUCUUCCUAAAUUGCUCAGAGUUACUUCUGAAGUCGCCUUCAUUUUCUUUCGCUGUCACUUUGGUGCUGAUCUCCGACUCCGCGGAAGAGGCCACGCCGGUUAAGUGGAUAGAAAUGGGAAUAUAUCUUAGCAGUCCCAAAACUGAGAAGUUUUCUGAAGAUGGUGAGAACAACUAUCUUAGAUAUGGUUUAUCAUCCAUGCAAGGUUGGCGUGCAACAAUGGAAGAUGCUCAUGCUGCUUAUCCAGAUCUUGAUGCGUCCACUUCGUUUUUUGGUGUUUAUGAUGGUCAUGGAGGUAAGGUGGUUGCUAAGUUUUGUGCUAAGUAUCUUCACCAACAGGUGCUCAAAAGUGAAGCAUAUACAGCUGGAGAUAUAGGAACCUCUCUUCAGAAAGCUUUUUUCAGAAUGGAUGAGAUGAUGCGUGGUCAGAGGGGAUGGAGGGAAUUAGCUGUCUUAGGUGAUAAGAUAAACAAGUUUACUGGGAUGAUAGAAGGAUUGAUUUGGUCUCCACGAAGCAGUGAUGGUACUGACCAGGUUGAUGAUUGGGCCUUUGAGGAGGGACCUCAUUCUGAUUUUGCUGGACCUACUUCAGGAAGCACUGCCUGUGUUGCAGUAAUUAGAAACAACCUACUUCUUGUUGCAAAUGCUGGGGAUUCAAGAUGUGUGAUAUCUAGGAAGGGUCAGGCAUAUAAUUUAUCUAGAGACCACAAACCUGAUCUUGAGAUUGAGAAGGAAAGAAUCUUAAAAGCUGGCGGUUUUAUUCAUGCGGGGCGAGUUAAUGGCAGUUUAAAUCUUGCAAGAGCUAUAGGUGACAUGGAAUUUAAACAGAAUAAAUUUCUGCCCGCUGAUAAACAAAUUGUGACUGCCAAUCCUGAUAUAAACACUGUGGAGCUUUGUGAUGAAGAUGAGUUUCUAGUGCUAGCAUGUGACGGAAUAUGGGAUUGCUUAUCCAGCCAGCAAUUGGUAGAUUAUGUGCAUGAACAGUUGCUGUCGGAAACGAAACUCUCAACCGUAUGUGAGAGAGUACUUGAUCGGUGUUUGGCACCAUCAACUGUUGGAGGCGAGGGAUGUGAUAACAUGACAAUGAUCCUGGUGCAAUUCAAGAAACCCACCCGGUCCACUGAAGUAGCAGCAGAGCAAUCCACUUCAAACGAACAAAUUGAAUCAAUCUGAACCAAAACCAAAGAAAAGCCAAAUUUAAUGGGCCUUUUGGGUGCAGCUGUUCAUAAGGGUUAUAUAUACACUGUGGACCACUGGUUUGAAUAUGUCCGGAUGGUCAUGGUCCUUUUUUCAGCUACCUUUACCUUUACCUACAAUAUUCUGAAUCAUAAGAAAAAUAUUGCUUUAUUUCGCCCUUUCAA